Suillus clintonianus is the source of this 1791-nucleotide messenger RNA. Its product is annotated as WD40-repeat-containing domain protein. Bases 66 to 1694 code for a protein of 542 amino acids. Gene Ontology annotation, molecular function: protein binding; RNA binding. Gene Ontology annotation, cellular component: nucleolus. Gene Ontology annotation, biological process: positive regulation of rRNA processing; positive regulation of transcription by RNA polymerase I. The transcript is spliced from 5 exons. Lineage: Eukaryota; Fungi; Basidiomycota; Agaricomycetes; Boletales; Suillaceae. The record is from RefSeq and is a predicted model, not a curated record.
GGCAGUGACAUUUUUUGCAAAGGUCCUGUGAAUGCUUCGCGAUCGCUCGAAAUCUCAGAACGCUCAUGGCCGCGGUCAAGGUCAUAAAUCACACUCCUUUCGUCCCCCGUCUGCCAAAGGAUGUCCCGCUCCCACCAAGUCCCGCAGAAUCCACAAGUCCGCCACCCCCAGUGAAGAAGAAAACUAGAAAGAACAAGACGAAAGAGAAAGAGAAGGAGAAAGUUAAGGAAGGCGUGCAGGGGACGAAGAAGCAGGGAGAGCAAGAGAGGGAGAAUGCGAAUGAACAACGCGGAAGCGGGGUGCCACAACUAGAGCCACUAAAACCUCUGACAUGGACAUCCCUGACUGAUUCGAACUCCAAUUCACAUCCACCAAUAUUCACGAAAGAUGGGAGCCACUUCUUUUCCAUCGUCGGGGAAAGAAUUAAGAUACAUUCUACAUCAUCUGGCAAGGUGGUUUCUACAUUACCAGGGCCACAGGAUGAUGGUCACCAGGAUAUCAUCACAUCUGCUAUCCUCAGUGCACACAAUGCAUUUCAACUCAUCACCGCUUCUUUGGACGGCACUCUCAAGAUUUGGGAUUUUCUCGAAGGCAUAUUGUUACUCACGAUCAACCUCGAGCAGCCUAUCCAUCACGUGUGCGCUCAUGAAAAGAUAAAAGAUUACGUUUUUGUUGCCACUGCAAAAGCGAAGAAGGGAAACGGAAAUGCUGAUGAACAGCCAAAACAGAACCGGUCUGCGAAGGCUCCAUCAGAAGAGAGCUGUAUCAUCUUACGUGUGUCGCUUAAGCCUCAAAAUCCCGCUUCAGGCGCAAAAUGGCACAAGUCAUCUCAGGUCACACCGGUAGGCAAGACCAGGUACACAGCAGGGCUUGCAGUAUCUGCAAGCGGUGAAUGGCUGAUUGCGGUCGCGGGUCACAAAGCCUAUGUUGCACAAGUUUCUGCAUUGAAGUCUGGAUUUACAAAAUACGUUUCAACCGAUGCAUUGACAUGUUUGGCGGUCCAUCCAUUAGAGGACUAUUUCGCGACGGGAGACGCAAAGGGUGUCGUGCGGCUAUGGUACUGCUUAAACCAGAGCAGGCCAGUAGUUGCUAACGUAGAAAAGCGAUCGCAAACCUCUAUGCUUCAUUGGCAUGCCCAUGCGAUUUCAUCUAUUGCGUUCACCACGAACGGGGCGUAUCUGCUAUCCGGCGGUGAAGAAGCUGUUCUCGUGAUAUGGCAGCUACACUCCGGAAAGAAGGAGUUUGUGCCCCGAGUUGGCUCGGCCAUCAAAAGUGUCGUGGUCUCGCGCGGUUCUGCUGCUGAGGAAGAGUACCUUCUUGGGUUGGCGGAUGCAAGUUUUGCAUUUGUCAGUUCUGCCACGCUCAAGCUAUCGCGAGUUUUUUCUCGCAUAAAACUAGACUCCGUCACGUCAAGUGCCUGGGCAUCCUCGUCCUCCGCCACACCACUUGCAGUCCAUCCGUUAUCAUCGACACUCGUUCUUCCCUCUUCUCACCCUUCUUCACUACAAACCUACUCUCCUUCGUCAUCCAUGCUCGUUGCAGAGCUCGAGGUGUCACCUUCGAACCGAGUGUCAAGACAAGAAGACAAGAUGUUGGAGCCAUCGCGAGUAGAACGUGUGGGAACGAGUCAUUCCGUGGCGAGAUAUACCUCAAGAUAUGGUGGUGGGACAAGAAAUCCGCUUUUUGGAUAUUGAAUACCAGAGUAGACCGGCCGCAUGGCCUGAGCAAGGUCACUUCUCUGUCUUUUAGUCCUUCAGAUGACAUCCAGCUGGUGACUACUGGUGAGGAUAG